UUUAUUUUUUAUUUUUUAUUUUUAAAACACAAUCUUCUCUUCUUCUUCCUCAUCGGUUUCUCACUGAAAACAAAACAAGAGAAAGAGAGAUCAAAAGCAUUUCACACACUCACUCACUUUUCGAUUUUCAUUCUCUCAUUCACGAAACCGCUUCUCAGCGAUUAAGCGUAAGGGAAAAGAUAACCCGGUUUAUGUGCGCGCUGAAUGAGAGUUUCCGUUUUUGCUGAACCCGAAGAAGCUUGUUCUCAGAGACAUGGCUAUGCUCCGAAAAUUGUUCUUUCGAAAACCCCCCGAUGGCCUUCUCGAGAUCUGUGAACGAGUCUAUGUAUUUGAUUGCUGCUUCACCACUGAUGCUUGGAGCGAAGAGAAUUACAAAGUUUACAUUGAUGGUAUAGUUGGUCAUCUUAGGGAGAACUUGCAAGAUGCUUCAAUUCUUGUUUUCAAUUUCAGAGAGGAAGACACCAAGAGCGUUAUGGCAGACAUAUUAUCUGAGUAUGACAUUACUAUUAUGGACUAUCCGCGGCACUACGAGGGUUGUCCUGUGCUCAAGAUGGAGCUCAUUCACCAUUUCUUAAGGUCUGGUGAGAGUUGGCUCUCUCUUGGGCAGCACAAUGUGUUGUUAAUGCAUUGUGAGCGCGGAGGUUGGCCUGUUUUGGCCUUUAUGCUAGCUGCAUUGUUGAUUUUUCGGAAGCUUUAUACUGGGGAGCAACGGACUUUGGAUAUGGUGUAUAAGCAGUCUCCCCGCGAGCUUUUACAUUUGCUGACACCCUUGAAUCCGAUCCCUUCGCAGCUGAGGUAUCUGCAGUAUGUUUCAAGAAGGAAUGUGGCCAUAGAUUGGCCACCGUUGGACAGGGCGCUCAUGUUGGACUGCAUCAUCCUUAGAUUCAUCCCCAAUUUCGAUGGAGAAGGAGGCUGCCAUCCCUUGUUUAGAAUUUAUGGGCAGGACCCUUUUAGUGGAGACAAGAAUCCGAAAAUGUUGUACUCAACGCCCAAGAGAAGCAAGAAUAUCCGGUGUUACAAGCAGGGAGAGAGUGAACUAAUUAAGAUUGAUAUCAGUUGCCAUAUUCAAGGUGAUGUUGUGGUUGAGAGCACUAACUUGAACGCUGAUAUGGAGCAAGAAAUGAUGAUGUUCCGAGUAAUGUUCAACACUGCUUUUGUUAGAUCUAAUAUUAUGAUGCUUAACCGGGAUGAAGUUGACAUUUUAUGGGAUGGUAAAGAUCACUUUCCAAAGGAUUUCAGAGCCGAGAUCCUUUUCUCAGAAAUGGAUGCUGCUGCAGCUGUUAUGGUGGAUCGCACCUCAUGCUUUGAGGAGAAGGAAGGACUGCCAGUGGAAGCAUUUGCCAAGGUUCAAGAGAUUUUUAACUAUGUGGACUGGUUGGACCCCAAUGCAGAUGCUGCACUAAAUGUUCUCCAACAGAUGACUGCUUCGGCUAUCAUUAACGACAAGUUGGAUACAGUUUCUGAUCAGCAUGGAGAAAUGGGCACAAUGCCUCAGGGGAAAAUGAGUAAGCAAUCCCCGGAAAAUGAGAAGAGUAAAAAAGGUGACAUGGCCAGCAAAGUUGAUGCUACUCCAAAGGCAUCUGAUAUUUCUUAUUUGCCUGGUUCUAUGGAUGCUUCUUUUUCCCCAGAAACACCUCCUUUACGGCCUGCCCGAACUAGAUUAGGCAAAGCAUUUCAUGAUUCUCUUCCCCAUACAGAAGUCAGUCAUCAACUUAUUGAUGAAACUGAAGCCCAAUUACAAGAUAGAAGUCCGUCAUCUAUUUCUAGGUUUGCACCUGAGAGUCAAUCGUCACCUACCUCUUGUAGUAAGUCACCAACUGAUACCAUCACCCUGGCUUCAAAUUCAGGUAUUACUUCAGUUCAGCCACCCCCUGCACUUUCUCCCAGAACACCGUUGAAGGAGAUUCCACCUGUAAAAACAAGACUCGAGUCAUUCUCACCGCCUCCACCCCCUCUUCCUCCUACUCCUCCUCCAAAGGAUCAUAAACCAGCUAUAGUUAGAUCUCCUCCACCUCCGCCACGUCCUUCAAAUAACGAUCUACAUGUUAUAGAAGGAGCCCCUCCUCCAGCAUCACCUGCUUUAAAGGAAGAGCCACAGAUAAAAGCUAGACACCCUCCUCCUCCUCCUCCUCCUCCUCCGCCUCCUGCAAAGGAUGAUUCACAGGUUAGAGCUAGAUCCCCUCCACCACUGCCACCUCCUUGUCUCUCUGUCAAAGCUGAAGCUCCUAGUACACCAUCAGCAGCACCACCGCCGCCGCCGCCACCGCCACCAUCUGCAUCAUUUCCCUCCAAUAAGCCUAAUCCUUCUGUCCCAGCUGCUCCUCCACCUCCUUCUGCACCAGCUGCCCCUCCACCUCCUUCUGCACCAACUGCUCCACGACCUCCUUCUGCACCAGCUGCUCCACCACCUCCUGCUCCCUUUGGCAAAGGAGGUUCAAACCCAAGCAAUGGUUUUCCAGGGUCUCUUUCGGAUGGGUCCGGCUCAAAGGGACGGAUUCUGUCACGUACUAUUAGUUCAAAGAAUAAUGGCAAAAAGCUGAAGCCAUUGCACUGGUUGAAACUAUCUAGGGCGGUGCAAGGAAGUUUGUGGGCUGAGACACAGAAAUCGGGUGAAGCUUCCAAAGCCCCAGAGAUUGACAUGUCAGAGCUUGAGAGUCUCUUCUCAGCAGCAGCCCCAAGUUCAGGUUCAACCAAGAAAUCAAAUUCCCAAAGCUCAGUUGGGCCUAAAUCUGAUAAAGUGCAGCUGAUUGAGCAUAGGCGAGCAUACAAUUGUGAAAUCAUGCUUUCAAAAGUGAAGGUGCCAUUGCAUGAAUUAAUGAGCUCAGUGCUAGCACUGGAAGAGUCAGCACUAGACAUUGAUCAGGUUGAGAAUAUCAUAAAGUUUUGUCCUACGAAAGAAGAGAUGGAAUUACUUAAGGGUUAUACAGGGGAAAAGGAGAAGUUAGGGAGGUGUGAACAGUUCUUCUUAGAGUUGAUGCAAGUACCACGGGUAGAAUCCAAGCUCAGAGUUUUUUCAUUCAAAAUUCAGUUCCAAACUCAGGUUGCUGACCUUAGAAAUAACCUGAAUGUUGUGAAUGCUGCAGCAGAUGAGAUCAGAGGUUCUGUCAAAUUUAAGAGAGUUAUGCAAACCAUACUUUCCCUGGGCAAUGCUUUGAACCAGGGAACUGCCAGGGGCUCUGCCAUUGGAUUCAGAUUGGAUAGUCUUCUGAAGCUUACUGAAACACGUGCACGGAACAAGAAGAUGACUCUCAUGCAUUAUCUUUGCAAGGUGCUGUCUGAUAAACUACCAGAAGUUUUAGACUUCUCCAAGGAUGUUGCUAACCUAGAGCCAGCAGCAAAGAUCCAAUUGAAGAUUCUGGCAGAGGAGAUGCAAGCUAUAAGCAAAGGAUUAGAGAAAGUUGUGCAGGAAUUAUCGAUCUCUGAAAAUGAUGGUCCGAUGUCAGAGACUUUCCGCAAGAAUUUGAAAGGGUUCCUCUCUCAUGCUGAAGCUGAAGUCCGUUCAUUGGCUUCACUAUAUUCUCGCGUGGUAGGCUUUCGUGGAUGUAUCUGUAUGUCUUUGAAGUUUAGACCAUAUAUAGGCAAUGCUUUACUUGGAUAUUUAUAUUUUAUAGGGUAGGAUUUUUAUUCUUUUACUUUGAUUCUGUUAUCCAUACGUUUAGUUUUGUUUAGUUUUGCCUGCUACGGCUUGUGAUAAUUUUGAAACUUCUGCAGUUGUCAAUACUCUGCUCAACUUCACUGGAAUGUUUAACAAAGCACAUGAAGAGAACAGCAAGCAGCUAGAGCUUGAAAUGAAGAAAACAGCAGACGGUGACAAAAAGAAGUGUGAACAAGAAAAGAUAAUACCAGCAGCAAUCCGGACCGGCAACGUCCAAUGAGUGGUAAUUGGAUGUAACACUAGCUUCAACAAUCAGAAACCACUAAGCAUGACUAGCAAUUUGAUCGGAGAAAAAUGGUUUCAUGAUUUUGGGAGUGCAUGUAUAGUGACACAGCACUUUUAGCUCUGACAUUGAGAACCAGAACAUGGAUAGAACUACAUAUAGCACUGCAAAGGCGAGGUAACUUUUCAUGACCAACUCACUUUGGUUGUACAUUCUUUUCUCAUCAUCAUCUUACUCUAGUUGUUUUUGGUUCAUAAAUAUCCUACACCAGAGACGGUAGAGUUUGCAUGAGUUGUGUUAUUUUGCCAUGCAACUGUAUAUAUUUUUUCCUCUCCGCUCUGAAAUUAUUCAUGUUUGUGCCCUUCACCCACCGCUAGCAAGACUGCUUUUCCAUCUGUAAUGCCAUAGCAUGUAUUAUCAUAUAAAUAAGAUUUAAUUUUGAGUUAGGUGAGAAAAUAUAGACUAUAGAGGGUGAAAAUUUAUGCAGUGGGUUAAUCAAUUCUUCAAUAUUAAAUUAUUGGCAAGCCAAUAAUUGGAGUCUAUUGCGGUGGCCAGUGGCUUCAUCACCGAGCAUGAUUUAAUUUGUCCACAUUAUCAUCGAUGAACUAUAUAUUAGCAUUUUCAACCUA
Arachis ipaensis is the source of this 4507-nucleotide messenger RNA. The record is from RefSeq and is a predicted model, not a curated record. Lineage: Eukaryota; Viridiplantae; Streptophyta; Magnoliopsida; Fabales; Fabaceae.